AUGGGUACACACUAUCCACAUAAGCGACGAAGUGCAAGCCCGGCUUGUGAACUUGAGAAAGGAAUUUUCAAGUUGUCUUUAGAUAUGGGCCCAAGGGAAGAGAAAGCUUGGAGAUUUUCCAGUCAGUCUGUACCUAAGAUUGUGGACAAAAAGCUUUAUAUCGCCCGAUUUUUUGCAAUAGUUGGGCCGUUGGUGCGAUGGGAACAUGUUGCAAGGUUGAUUGAGUGUAUACAACCCUUGAUAUGCAAACACUUGAUGUGUUCCGCGUCGCCACGACGAUUGUGUCGCCAUUCCGGCCGCACAUCAAAAGCACCUGUGGAUCGCCGUCUAUUUAUUAAAUCAUUUAUUGGGGGAUGGAAGCGCCUUUGGGAUGGCCUCGAGCCUGACGAAUUUGACCCGGAAGAAGGAUCAUGCUUAUUGUGCGCUACCGAUUACGAUAUGUCGCUCAAGCGAGAUAAUGCGAAGAAGGAGUGGACCUUUACCCUUAACACGUAUCACUGUCUUGGGUCGUACCGGACACCAGACGACGAAUUAUGGGCUUAUUUUACCAGUACAUUCCCUCAUACCAGCUUCGGCUUCGAUUACAGCCAGCCUCUGGAGGCAAGGGCCAACGCCCAGCUGGAAGAACUGAAAUCUCGCCAUCUAAAGCUAGAUCGUGGAGGAGCCCGGCGAACAUGGCAAGAGGCAACAUGA
This is a messenger RNA of Trichoderma virens Gv29-8, 693 nucleotides long. RefSeq lists its product as uncharacterized. NCBI's taxonomy places the organism in Eukaryota, Fungi, Ascomycota, Sordariomycetes, Hypocreales, Hypocreaceae. The transcript has 2 exons. The record is from RefSeq and is a predicted model, not a curated record. Bases 1 to 693 code for a protein of 230 amino acids.